CUUUGUUUGCUCCCAACCACAUGGAGUCGCUCAAUCGCGUUUUAUCGAUGCUGCUAUACCAAAGUUGUCCUCCGGGUUGCUCUCAUGACAAUGGCUCAGAAGACGUGGUUUUUCCCGCCUGAUUUUACCUUUCGUCCGACCGGGGAGCUCGCUCUGGGAACGGUGAUCAAGCAUCCCAGCCACCCCACCCUCGCCCUAGCUUCCCUCCGUUCCAGCGAGCAGCCCAAAAUCGACCUGCCUGAAAUCGAUAUCCUCCAAGAGCGCAGCCAUGUCCAUUCCCAAACCUCUAACCGAUCUGCAAACAUCAGUUUUCUUGCCAAGUUUGUCGAUUUGGCUUCCGCGACGACGAGCGUUGGCCUUUCACGCAACAAAGAAUGGCUACUCGGGAGUGUGGACCUCGAAAUACAAACGUUUGGCAAAGCAAUCAGCAGAGAUGCUUUGAAGGCGAUAACCAGGCUGGAGCCCGUCAAAAAACACAUUAACAGCGGCAUUUUUGGCAAGAAGCCCGUCUACAUUAUUACAGGGUUACGGGUGGCGAAAAGCUCGUUCCAAGUGACGGAUCAAACAAAAUCGUCGGCGACCAUAUCGCUGGGAGCAUCUGGGCCAGCCCCGGCUUGGGUCCUUCCUUUGGAAAUCGGGGGCGGAAUUUCUGGCGCGUGCGAGCAAAGUAGAAAGGAUUCAUAUGAAACGGGGCCAUUGGCUGGAGGAGUGACACCUUUGUCUAAGAGCCUCAUAAACGAUGUCUUGAUCGGCAGUCGACAGGAUGCUAUAGGUGUUGCUUCCGUGAUGAAGCGCCUUUGACAAGGUAAUAUAUAUGUCGGAGUAAGGCCCGC
This is a messenger RNA of Pyricularia oryzae 70-15, 833 nucleotides long. RefSeq lists its product as uncharacterized. Lineage: Eukaryota; Fungi; Ascomycota; Sordariomycetes; Magnaporthales; Pyriculariaceae. Bases 85 to 801 code for a protein of 238 amino acids. The record is from RefSeq and is a predicted model, not a curated record. The transcript has a single exon.